AUGUCGCACGCCGUGAAGGAGUUGACACUUGGAUAUUUUGAGUUUUUGUACCCAGGUAGGGCAUUACAUGAGAAAGAGAAAAGAAGCAAGGGAGGACUCACAAGGCUCCAGUUUUUCCUCAUGGUCUUUAUCUCAACCUUCUCCUACUACCUCAUCCCCAGCUACUUCUUUCCCUCCAUGUCGUCCCUCUCAUUCGUUUGCUGGAUUUGGAAGGACUCCAUCACUGCCCAGCAGCUCGGCUCCGGCCUCCAUGGCAUGGGCCUUGGCUCCUUCGGCUUUGACUGGUCCACUAUCGCUGGCUUCCUUGGCAGCCCUUUAGCCUACCCCGCUUUUGCCAUCGUCAAUGUCAUGGUCGGCUUCUUCCUGACUGUCUAUGUGAUGAUCCCUGUUGCUUACUGGUCUAAUGCCUAUGAGGCCAAGAGAUUUCCUUCUGCCAAGACUUUUGAUUUCACUGGGCAUACUUAUAACAUAACAAGAGUUUUGAAUCAAGAGACUUUUGAUCUUCAUGAAGCUGCGUAUAAUGGGUAUAGCAAGCUGUAUCUCAGUGUCUUCUUUGCCUUCACUUAUGGGUUGAGCUUUGCUACUCUUGCUGCUGCUAUUUCACAUGUUGGACUCUUCCAUGGGAAAACAAUUAUGAGGAUGUGGAAAGGCACAGCAGUUGCAUUGCAGAAACAGAUGGGUGAUGUGCACACAAGAAUAAUGAAGAGGAACUAUGAAGAAGUUCCAAGCUGGUGGUUUUACACUAUCUUGGCUGUGACUUUGGCUCUUUCUCUCAUUACGUGUGAGGGUUUUGGUAGACAACUCCAACUCCCAUGGUGGGGAAUUUUACUUGCCUGUGCCAUGGCUUUGUUCUUCACCUUACCCAUUGGCAUAAUAACAGCCACAACAAAUCAGCAACCGGGUCUAAAUGUGAUCACAGAGUUGGUAAUCGGGUAUUUGUACCCAGGAAAGCCUCUUGCAAAUGUUGCUUUCAAGACCUAUGGUUAUAUAAGCAUGUCACAAGCAAUCAUGUUUCUUUCAGACUUCAAAUUAGGCCACUACAUGAAGAUCCCUCCCAAAUCCAUGUUUGUGGUUCAGCUAGUCGGAACAGUGGUGGCUUCCUCCGUGUACUUCAGCACAGCCUGGUGGCUUCUCACAACAAUUGAUCACAUCUGUGAUCAAUCAAUGCUGCCAGCUGGGAGUCCCUGGACUUGCCCUGGCGAUGAAGUCUUCUACAAUGCCUCCAUAAUAUGGGGAGUCAUGGGCCCACUCCGAAUGUUCACACAACAAGGCAUCUAUCCAGAGAUGAACUGGUUCUUCAUCGUGGGUUUCCUCACCCCAUUCCCGGUAUGGAUCCUAUCCAGAAAAUUCCCCGAAGAAUGGAUCCAGUUGAUCAACAUGCCCAUCAUCUUUGGGGCUACAAUGUCAAUGCCACCAGCUAGGGCUGUGAAUUACAUCACUUGGGCAACUGUGGGACUCUUCUUCAAUGUCUAUAUCUAUAGGAAGUACAAGGAAUGGUGGGCUAGGCACACCUAUAUCUUGUCAGCUGCUCUUGAUGCUGGGGUUGCAUUCAUGGGAGUGAUCCUCUACUUUGCCCUUCAAUCCAAGGACAUUCUUGGUCCUUCUUGGUGGGGUCUGGAAAUGGAUGACCACUGUCCUCUCGCCAAGUGCCCUACAGCACCGGGGAUACAGGUUAAAGGUUGUCCUGUUCUUUGAUUUGCUAAAAGGCCAUUGAGGUUGGAAUCUUGAGAAACGUGAUUUCAAGAAUGAUAUUAAAAGUGCAUUGGGACAGAAUGACAUAAAAAUUUGAGAACAAAUAAUUUUGUACCUGCUACAAAAGUAACCUUUUACUUUUGUGGGGGCAAACUAUAUCUUGUAAAUUAUGUAGUGAAAUUUACUAUAGUUGAUGAUGCUCACAAAUAUUAUAAUUAUGAUGAAAGAGUGGAGAGAAGAGGAUAUGCUGUAAAGUACUCACUUUAGUUCAGAAAAUGAUGUCAACUUUGAAUAGGGAUAUAAAACGCUCAUUUUGAAUGUAGUAUAUAUGUUGAAUUUUAAAAA
Messenger RNA from Camellia sinensis, 2037 nucleotides. The record is from RefSeq and is a predicted model, not a curated record. NCBI's taxonomy places the organism in Eukaryota, Viridiplantae, Streptophyta, Magnoliopsida, Ericales, Theaceae.